AUGGAGAAUCAAGCGGAGGGAAUUCCUUCUACUGAGCCAGUUCGAGAGGGUGGGCCGCCUAUACAACGAUCAUCUACAGCGAGUACUCUGCAUCAUAACGAAUUUGACGAUUCAUUUGGGUCAAGAGUGCGAUCAUUUUUCCACCGAGACAGUCAUAUCGGUCAUGUCGGCCGUCACCCUCUACGUGGUAGCCAAGAUAUUGAAAUCCAUACGUGGAGUGGUCCUGAUGACCCGGAUAACCCCUCUAUUCUCACAGGUUUACCGGCUGGAUCUUAUGGCGCCGGAAAUAACUACAUGGAACAGCAAUUCCAUGUCCAAAAUGAACCUUUUCCCAACCUUGCAUGGGCCACGACCUCGUGGAACAUGGGUGCUGCGUUUUGGCCGCUUAUCUUUGUUCCGCUUACUGAGUCGUCGGGGCGUAUGCCUGGCUACUUCGUGGCAUAUUUUAUCCUUGUCGUCUCGCUUUUCCCUUCUGCGUUUGCACAGAACUUUGCCACACUGGUCGUUACUCGAUUCUUCGGUGGUGGUGCGUCCUCAGUAUCAAUCAAUAUCGUAGGAGGAAGUAUCAGCGAUGUCUGGUAUGGUGACAAGGCUCGGAGCUUACCAAUGUCUCUAUUUGGUUUCACUAGUGUCGUUGGAAUCGCUUUAGGUCCGUUCAUCGGAGCAGCGAUUCAACAAAUUCAUAAAAGCGACCCAUGGAGAUGGAUUUUUUAUAUUCAGAUCAUCUAUAACGCGGCCUUGAUCCCGGUAUUCUGGUUCAUUCUUCGCGAGACCCGUGCCGAUGUCAUCUUAAAGAAGAGAGCUAAAAAGCUUCGCAAGGAAACCGGUCGCCCAAUCUACGCCGAAGCAGACUUGAACACCACAAGUGUUUGGAAACUCAUGCAAGUUUCGUUCGAGCGCCCGACCCGGAUGCUAGUCACCGAGCCUGUCGUGAUUUUCUUUACCCUUUGGGUGAGCUUUGCGUGGGGAAUUCUAUUCCUCUUCUUCUCGAGCGUCGCGCAAACUUUUAGUGCAAACUAUGGUUGGGAUACAUUCCAAACUGGUCUAGUUCAACUAGCCAUCUCAGUGGGUGCUGUGAUAGGCACAGUAUUCAAUCCUAUUCAGGACUGGAUCUAUCUCAAUUCUGCUCGCCGAAAUCGGGACCGCCCUGGGAAAGCAAUUCCAGAGGCUCGGCUGUACACUUCUAUACCGGGGAGUCUUUUAUUUGCAGCUGGGCUCUUCUGGUAUGGUUGGGCCAGUGUCGGAAAUGGAUCCGUUCAUUGGAUUGUUCCAACACUUGGAAUCGGGUGUACCGGAGUGGGGAUUUACUCUAUAUACAUGGCCGUCGUCAAUUAUUUGACUGAUGCUUAUGAGAAAUAUGCGGCAUCGGCAUUGUCGGCUGCCUCGCUGGGUCGUAAUACUUUUGGUGCCUUCCUCCCCCUCGCUUCUUUCGAACUGUUUGACACACUGGGAUAUGGCUGGGCUGGCUCUUUGCUUGGAUUUGUCGGAAUUGCCCUCUCGGUUGUUCCUGUGGUGCUUGUACUGAAAGGGCCCGAGAUUAGGCGUAGAAGCCCUUUCAUGCGUGAAUCUAUGUGGGAUCCUGGUGAUGAUGUGGAGAAGGAUGAGGCUUCAGGAAAGACGGAGGUGUGA
Messenger RNA from Penicillium soppii, 1629 nucleotides. RefSeq lists its product as uncharacterized. Lineage: Eukaryota; Fungi; Ascomycota; Eurotiomycetes; Eurotiales; Aspergillaceae. Gene Ontology annotation, molecular function: transmembrane transporter activity. The coding region runs from base 1 to 1629 and encodes 542 amino acids. The record is from RefSeq and is a predicted model, not a curated record. Gene Ontology annotation, biological process: transmembrane transport. The transcript is spliced from 4 exons.